GGGAGGUGGGUGUUGUUGUCGCAGGAGGCUGUGGUUUUGAGGCGCCAUUUUGGGUGUAGAACGGGGUGAGGAGAAGAAAGAACACGGCGCUGUAUUGCGCGCUGAAGGCUAGCGUAGCCCCCUGCACGGUCCGCAGGACUCCCUGCUAGACGGCUGCUUUCCCCCGUUGGUGCUUGGGACGGGUUGCUCCCCGACGGGAAUUGCUUCGCCACGGCAGGAGAGCGGGGCGCCCGGCGGGGCGGGGGGGACACUGUGACAUCCGCCGGCGGCCAACACUCCAAAGAGGCCCACCACCGGGGCAGGCGGCGGAGAAGGAGGAGGUCUGGGAGAAGAAUGGAGGCUGAGAGAGGAGAGCAAGGCAAAGAUGGUGAAGUUAAUGUUUUAGAUGACAUUUUAACUGAAGCUCCCGAUCAAGAUGAUGAACUGUAUAACCCUGAAAGUGAGCAAGAUAUGAAUGAGAAAAAAGGGUCAAAACGAAAAAGUGAUAGAGUUGAAAUGUCUGAACCAAAGAGACAAAAACAGUCUUCUCAUUUGGCAAGGCCUCCACCGCAAAGGGUUUCUGGAAGUGCGAAAAGGGUUGUCAGCUCCAGAGGAAAGCAGGGGUCUGACUACAAGAAUGAUGAUUACCAGAGACACGACAGGAGCAGGCGGCCAGAUCGGCCAGAUGGUGAAAGAAGAAUUCAUUCCUCUAGCAGUGCCCCCAGAGAUGGUUUUAAGGGACCACAAGAUAAAGUGAGCUCCAGGAAAAGAGAAUCCGAGAGAAGACCCAAAUCCAGUACUCCUGAUGUGGCUUCUGAGAAACUGCGGAAUGACUCCAGCCAAAGACCAAGCCGGUCAAGUCGCUCCUCCGAUGGCAACUCUGAAGAUUAUGGGUCAGAAAGGGAUAGUGGCAGUGUUAGCGAAUCAUCUGAUGAAGAACAGGCAAACAAUAGUGAGAAUGAAGAAGGCAUGGAGGAAGAUGAGGGAGAAGAAGCAGAAGAUGAAGAGGGUGAGGAGGAAGAAGAGGAAGAGUAUGACCACGAGGAGCGUGAGCGAGACCAGCGAGAGGGAAAUGAUUAUGAUACCCGUAGUGAAGCGAGUGACUCAGAAUCUGAUUCUGCUUCAUUUUCUGACGGUGACUCCAUUCGUUCUGGAUCUGGCUCAGAUAUUUCAGAUCAGAAAAAGAAGGAAAGGAAAAGGGCUAGAGGUAUUUCUCCAAUUGUGUUUGAUAGAAGUGGAAGUUCUGCAUCAGACUCUUAUGCAGGUUCAGAAAAGAAGCAUGAAAAAUUGUCCUCCUCUGUUCGUGAUGUUCGAAAAGAACGAAUAAAUAAAAUUAGGUAUAUUCUCCAGGAAGCCCGAUUUUUCCUUAUUAAAAGCAACAAUCAUGAGAAUGUUUCAUUGGCUAAAGCUAAGGGUGUUUGGUCAACCUUACCAGUAAAUGAGAAGAAGCUGAAUGCAGCAUUCAGAUCUGCAAGAAGCGUUAUUUUGGUGUUCUCUGUUAGAGAGAGUGGAAAAUUUCAAGGGUUUGCUCGUCUGUCAUCUGAAUCUCUCCAUGGUGGAUCACCAAUACACUGGGUUCUUCCUGCAGGGAUGAAUGCAAAGAUGCUUGGUGGAGUUUUCAAGAUAGACUGGAUCUGCAGGAGAGAACUGCCAUUUACAAAGUCUGUUCACUUGACCAACCCAUGGAAUGAACACAAGCCAGUAAAGAUUGGACGAGAUGGACAAGAAAUUGAACCAGAAUGUGGAAACCAGCUCUGCCUUUUGUUUCCAACGGAUGAAAGCAUUGACUUGUAUCAAGUCAUUCACAAAAUGAGGCACAAGAGAAGAAUGAAUUCUCAGCCCCGAUCACGAGGUCGUCCCUCACGCAGAGAAGCAACACGAGAAGUGGGAAGGCGUCGGCCAGAAGAUUAUGAUAUUCAUAGCAACAGAAAGAAACCAAGAAUUGACUACCCCCAAGAGUUUCACCAGCGACCAGGGUUUGUCAAGGAUCCUCGCUUCCAAGAAGUGGACAGAAGAUUUACAGGCGUUCGCAGAGAUGUGUUUUUAAAUGGAUCGUACAACGACUAUGUGAGAGAGUUCCAUAACAUGGGUCCACCUCCACCAUGGCAGGGAAUGCCUCCAUAUCCUGCAAUGGAACAGCCUCCACAUCAUCCAUAUUAUCAGCAUCAUGCUCCCCCUCCUCAAGCGCAUCCACAGUUCUCAGGUCACCAUCCAGUUCAGCAUGACACACGUUACCGGGAUAAACGGGUUCAUGACUACGAUAUGAGAGUGGAUGACUUCCUUAGACGUACACAAGCUGUCGUCAGCGGGAGAAGAAGCCGCCCUAGAGAGAGGGAGAGAGAGCGUGAAAGAGAGCGACCAAGAGACAACAGGCGUGAUAGAGGUCGUGACCGUGACAGGGAUCGGGACCGGGAAAGAUUACGUGACCGAGACAGAGGAGAUCGAGGGAGAUACAGAAGAUAAAUCAUGGGCCAGCAUUGGUUUAUGUGCACAUGGAUGUUUGCUUUAGAUUCUACUUGUUCUUCAUGUGUUUACAAAAAAGCAACCUUUCUGUUCAUGCAGUCUAUUUAAGAGUUAAAAUUACAUGCUUAUGUUCUGAUCCUCUUGUGCACAUACUGUAAUAACUGGAGAACUGUUAAAAUGGCUGAAAUUGGGCACUUUUGAUACGUUGUAAAUGAGCCUAUGACAUGUAAUUGUUCUAACCAUAUGAAAGAUUACAUUACUUUCUAAUCUAUUUGAUCCCAGGGUUGCUCAAUGGGCAGUAAAAUAUGCACGAAAGUGGGCGCCUAUUCAGUCCCCAGUCUGAAGAGCUGCCAUCAGUGGUUGUUGUUGUUUUUUUUUUUUUUUUUUUUUCCCUUCUCUUUCCCUUCUCUCCUCUACAUGUAGCUACAGUUUAUUCUGUGAAAAAAGAGUGCUGCUAUUGAGUAUGCAAUUUUUUUGAAGGUUAGAAUUUCUGUAUGACCAUGUUGUAAAUGACUUCCUAGUUUCCCACUCCAUCCAACUUGGCAAUGAUGAAAGCAAUAUUUUUGAACAUUUGUGUUUAAAGUAUGUAAAUUCUUCACUUUUUGCUUAGCGCUCCACCUCAGAAGUCUGACUGAGUUUCAGACUCUUAACAGGGAGAGAACAUAACCUUGUGUGCUAGCUAGUAUGACUGUUAGCUUACGUUAUUUUGUAUUAAAUUGAUUAUAUGUAACUUAAUUUGUUUCUGCAGUGGUUUCUUAAGCCAUUUUGAUAGCAACUAUUCAGCUAAUGUUUUCUGCUGCAAUGUAUCUUUUGUGUAGUCUUAUACCAUAAUUUUUUUUAAAUUUUUUUUUUUUUUUUUUUUUUUUUUU
Messenger RNA from Bufo gargarizans (Asiatic toad), 3311 nucleotides. RefSeq names its product YTH domain containing 1 (gene YTHDC1). Lineage: Eukaryota; Metazoa; Chordata; Amphibia; Anura; Bufonidae. The transcript is spliced from 17 exons. The coding region runs from base 334 to 2442 and encodes 702 amino acids. The record is from RefSeq and is a predicted model, not a curated record. Gene Ontology annotation, biological process: mRNA splicing, via spliceosome; regulation of alternative mRNA splicing, via spliceosome. Gene Ontology annotation, molecular function: mRNA binding; N6-methyladenosine-containing RNA reader activity. Gene Ontology annotation, cellular component: nucleoplasm.